Molecule: messenger RNA, 1083 nt
Organism: Oppiella nova
Lineage: Eukaryota; Metazoa; Arthropoda; Arachnida; Sarcoptiformes; Oppiidae
Source: the annotation of a GenBank genome assembly
AAGACCAACCUAUAUGUGGAAAGUUGGCGACAAGGGGCGGGAACUCCGUUACCCUCGGAGUGCGACCUCAAGAAAACAGUUGAAAAUAUAGACGACAUUAGCGUAUCGUUUAUGAACUCCAAACUGAAGGGACAGUUCGACUAUCUUAAGGAUCAUAGCAAAUGGGCUAUUAGUAAGACGGCUACCGUUCCCUUCGUGUGCUUCGGCGAUAUGAACCGAAUGCAGUCCCAGUUUAAGAGGGGUGGCGGACAGACAUGUUUCCAAAGCCCUAAUGUAUGGAAACAUAUGAAUGAUUGGGUGAUGGAUGUGGAGAAGUGCGACAAAGGAAAUGCUGUGGACUGGUAUGUAGUCUACAAACUUCCCAAAGUUUCCGACGCCGAGCCCCCUCUGAACACAGGCCUACGCUAUGCAUACAUGACUAGUAUGUCCGACAAGGGAUGGACCCUGUCUGAUCUGGACAUCAGUGACGAGACAUCAAUAUUUGGACAGACAUUACACCCACUAUAUGCCAAAAAGGUUGACCCGAGCAUCAGUUAUAUCAAUUACAACGACCACUGGCCUAACGACACGAUAAAAUCUACCGGCGCUCACGCCAAGGGAGUCAUAGCCGCUGAUGAUAGCCAUGGCUUUUGGCUCAUACAUAGUGUCCCGAUGUUUGCCGCCGAAGAGUCGGGCCAUAAGUAUGUAUACCCAGAGUCUGGUGAGACCUACGGACAGACAGCUCUGUGUAUUACCUAUAAACUCACUGAAAUCGAUAAUAUCCUUGAGCAAUUACUGUACAUGCAUCCAAAUGUGUACACCAUGCGUGUGAGCACCCACCUAAAAAGUAAAUCAUCAAAAAUCGCUGCCUUAAGCGAUAAGGACUGGAUAUCCGGCGAUAUGAAUGUCCAGACCAUCACCAGCGCCGGUGGUGUAAACUUCACCAGUUUUAGCAAAGCACCGGGCGAUCAAGUGGACCUGUACUCCCAGAUCAUGGCAUCGGUACUCAACACUAGUUUAUAUGUCGAGACGUGGAGACAGGGAUCGGGACAUCCCUUACCCUCGGAGUGUAGUCUCAAGAAAACGGUUGAAAAUAUAGACGAC